Messenger RNA from Oppiella nova, 515 nucleotides. NCBI's taxonomy places the organism in Eukaryota, Metazoa, Arthropoda, Arachnida, Sarcoptiformes, Oppiidae. The record is from the annotation of a GenBank genome assembly.
CAUUCAUUGCUUUAACUCUUUUUAGACUUUUCCCAAAAGUUUUUUAUUCUACCAAUACUUUAGAUAAAUUUGGCGAUCAAUUGAUUGCAAUGGAGGACCACAUAAUGUCGCGCCCGCACUGGAAAAAGAAAUCCAUUCAACGCUCAAAUUCAGUCAUCGAUUCCAGUAAUUCGUCAAAUGAUCUCAAAUUUGAUGACAAAUCUAUUAAUAAGAGUGAGACGGAAGACAACGAUAGUGUUGAAAGUGAAGGCAAAGAAGCCACCGAUGGAAAUGAGAUCAAAUUGAAGGUUAAUGGAAAGUCUGGGACAAGGAAUCCGAUGUGCACGCGAUGUGCGAACCAUAUUCGCACUCCCGUUCCCGUCAAAGGCCAUAAGCGAAAGUGCCCGCACAAGGAGUGUCGGUGUGGCAAAUGUAUGCUAACUGUGCAAAGACGGGAUCUGAUGGCGAAGACAAAUAAACUAAAGAAACAAAAAGAAGAGCCGAAAUCGACAGCAAAGAGACAACGAUCUGACGAU